UGUAAUAAAUCAUCAUCAUUAUCAUUAUCAUCAUCAUCUGCUGCUGCUAUCUCAUUUUCCUCAUAUCAAUAUUAAUAAUAAAGAGAGAAUUAGUAGGCAAAGGAGGCAAUCCAAACCAGCAAUUAAUAUUUGUCCUCAUCUGCUGCAAUGUUGGUCUGAUGAUCCCUCCAUCCAUCCUGUAGGUGCCAAGAUGGUCAAUCAGGGUUUUUCCGUGGAUUUAAACAAACCACUUGUCUUCCAGGUUGGCCAUCUUGGAGAAGCUUAUGAGGAAUGGGUUCAUCAACCUAUUAUCACCAAACAUACCCCGCGCUUUUUCGCAAAUGGCCUUAUGGAGUUCUUUACACGCACACCUUGGUGGGCUGUUCCUCUCAUCUGGCUACCCGUUGUCUGCUGCUUCGUCUUAUCUUCUAUAAACACCGGCACUCCUCUUCAUUUUGUAGCAGCAACAACGGCAGCCGGUGUCUUUGGAUGGACAUUGAUGGAGUACACUUUGCAUCGCUUUGUUUUCCACAUCCAAACAAACACCUAUCUGGGAAACACACUCCACUAUCUCCUUCAUGGCUGCCAUCACAAGCACCCAAUGGACGGUCUCCGCCUUGUUUUCCCUCCAGCUGCAACAGCAAUUGUGCUCAUGGCUUUGUGGAAUUUGAUCAAGCUUUUACUACCUGCAUCUUAUGCCCCUGCUGUGACUGGAGGUAUCUUGCUGGGAUAUGUGAUGUAUGAUUGCACUCAUUACCAUCUGCACCAUGCAAAACCAAAUGGAGGUUUACAUUAUCAACUCAAGAGAUUCCACAUGAACCAUCACUUCAGAAAUCAGGACAAGGGAUUUGGAAUCACUACAACUUUCUGGGACAGGUUAUUUGGAACACUUCCUCCGCCAACGUCUACCAAGAAAGUGACGACUGAUUAAGGAGAGUCGACAUGAGAUUAGUGUAAAUUAGUUUUUUUCCUCUGGCGAAAAAUGAAGUACUGUUUGGUGGAUUUUAGCAUAUAUACCAUUAUCCUCCCUCUAUGAUGUAUAUGUUUCUGGUUUUUCAGCUGUCACAUUGUAGAGGAGUCUUACUCUCACUCUCACCUAGAGCGUCCAGUUGUGAUGAUUUGUCUUUGAUCACUGUUUAUGAGACAAUUUGUUCAUACCCAAAGUUUUGUCAACUACUCUAUAAUGAUUACAAACUUAUUGUGGUA
Molecule: messenger RNA, 1185 nt
Organism: Sesamum indicum (sesame)
Lineage: Eukaryota; Viridiplantae; Streptophyta; Magnoliopsida; Lamiales; Pedaliaceae
Source: RefSeq, a predicted model, not a curated record